CUGUUACAUUUGCACCGCAUGCGGACGACAGUUUCAUUACGUGUGAAAAUAAUGAAAAUUGCCGUGAAAUACGCUACGUAUUACAUAUUGGCGUUGAACAUACUCAGUUGUUUAGGAUGUCCCCACGAAUCAGAAAAUGUGAAGGCUGCAUACAAAUCUGGCGAAAUACUAGACCGAACAACGCCGGUUACUCUCGACAACAUCAAGCGGAAGUUGAAAGAAAGCGGUAUCUUCAACUGGCAAGACCCGACUUUGACUGAACGAGAGAAGAAGGAACUGAGUAAAUUAUUUGAGGCCGUUGAAAUUAUGACAACGUCCCGAGCACGCCAACCUUCAAAUGUUCAAAAUAUUUUCUAUUCUCUACGCCUUGUCGAAAGAGCGGUAAAGAAACAACUAAAAGAAGGACAGCUAUCAGAAACUUUAGCCGCUAAAUUCCAUUGGGAGAAAUUAGCAACUCGACCGAAACGACAGAAAACCGCUUAUCACAUAGACAAAAAGACAAAUAUGAGAAUUUUUAAUACGAAAAAUUAAUUAUUAGUAAAAAAAAAAAAACUGUAGUAUAGAGAGAAUGAAUUGAAUGGUUCAAUUUCAAUAUUAAUGUAUGAAACGUAUAUAUUACUUCAUAAGGAUUUACUUAUAAGGACUUACCACUGAUAGUAUUCAAGAAGGUUUUUUUUUUAAUUUCUGUUAAAUAAAUUGUAUUAUAAUGUUAAUGACUACUUAAAUGACCAUAUGUGACAUGGUUUUUGCUGUUUAUUAAUUCAUUUUUUUUUUCUUUAUCUAUUGAGAUGAUUUGUUUUGUUUUUUGACAUUUUAUAAAUUAAAAUGAGCUAUUUAUGUUACAUUAAAAAAAAAAAUUGCACACCGAAAAUCGGUAGAAUAUGUUGGCUAACUAUGUAAUUUGACAACUUGUAUACCAUAUUCUUGCAAAAUAAAUAAAUUACUAUUAUUA
Melitaea cinxia (Glanville fritillary) is the source of this 952-nucleotide messenger RNA. RefSeq lists its product as uncharacterized. Lineage: Eukaryota; Metazoa; Arthropoda; Insecta; Lepidoptera; Nymphalidae. The record is from RefSeq and is a predicted model, not a curated record. The coding region runs from base 19 to 531 and encodes 170 amino acids. The transcript has 5 exons.